AUGGUGGCUGCGCGUUUCCUUUCGACUACAUUGGCACGGGUAGUACUAGUAGCGCUGGUGGCGCUCCAUAUGAGAGCCACGUCAGCAUUCAACUUCUCAAGAACCGAGGGCGGAAAAGUGCAGUGGUCGCUCAACUGCGACUGGAAGGGCAACGACAUUGGCCAAGCCGCCGGCAAGGGCGACACGUGCGGAAAGCAGUGCCUCAGCCGCGCGGAUUGCACGCACUUCACGUGGACGGCCGAAAACGGCGGCACGUGCCGGCUCAAGGGGGCAAUCAACGCGACGGAACUGGUCCCCGCCACUGGCACGUCGUGCGGUUACCGCGUAACCGACAACGGCGUCACCGGCAAUCCGUACAGGGGAGUUCAGCAGUACCUCAACCGCGAGUACGCGGAGAACGUGAAAUCCGCGAUGCUCGCGUCCCCCGCAGACGCGCCGUAUUUCGCGAGCGUGGCGCAGUAUCCGACGGCCGUGUGGCUCGACACGAUGAAGAAGGUCAACAACAUCCAAGGCCACCUCGAUGACGCAGCGGCUCAGGCGGGCGGGAAGACGAUUCUCGUGCAAUUCGUGAUCUACGACCUCCCGGGCCGCGACUGCAGCGCGUGGUCGUCUUAUGGGGAUAUUCCAAAAGGCGGCCUCGACACGUACAAGACCAAGUACAUUGACGCCGCCGUGUCGCGCCUCAGAAAGAAGGCGGCGAACGUGCGUCUGUCGCUCGUGAUCGAGCCCGACUCGCUGCCCAACAUUGCGAUUAACUUGGGAAGGAAUCGGUGCGACGCGACGACGGAGCAGGAAUACACGGACGGCGUCGCGUAUGCGAUCGCGUCGUUCUCGCAGAUCCCCGACACCACGCUGUAUCUCGACUCGGGGUCCGGCGGGUGGCUCGGCUGGCCGGAUAACAUGAAGCGCGUGGUGGCGGUGUGCAAGAAAGUCCUCGCGCGCGCGCGGCAGAUCAGCGAGAACGCCAAGAUCCGCGGCUUCGCGUCCAACGUGGCCAACUACAACCCGCUCUUCGCCUACCGCUGCCCGGCAUCGGAGAAAUGCCCGCUCGUGAAGAACCUGAGCACGGGCGAAAUCAACUACGACUCGAACCCUUGUAUCGACGAGAACCGGAAAAAACUGGGCAACUCCCCCGUGGAUCGUGAAUGCGACCCGCUGGACCAGCUGGGUGUGGAAGCCCUAUCUGACGCGCCCCGCGCUGGCCAGUGGUUCCAGGCGGAAUUCGCCAUGCUGGUUCGCAACGCCGGCCCGCCCUUUCCUGCUGCAACCAUGGACCUGAGCGGGAAGUGA
This is a messenger RNA of Closterium sp. Naga37s-1, 1290 nucleotides long. NCBI's taxonomy places the organism in Eukaryota, Viridiplantae, Streptophyta, Zygnematophyceae, Desmidiales, Closteriaceae. The record is from the annotation of a GenBank genome assembly.